Messenger RNA from Scutellospora calospora, 606 nucleotides. Lineage: Eukaryota; Fungi; Glomeromycota; Glomeromycetes; Diversisporales; Gigasporaceae. The record is from the annotation of a GenBank genome assembly.
GGCCGCUAUAUAGUACCAUGGAGAAAAGAAUUUAAGCAUGAAUGGAGAAAGCUCGAAAAAAAAACCUCAAAUACUAAAGAAUUAUAUUCUACAAACCUGGAUCAAUGGACGUGUACGUGCUUAUCAUAUAUGAAAAGUAGAUUUUUCUUAUGCAAGCAUUUAGUUAAUUCUGUUGGUGAAGUUCAACGUAAUGGAGAUUAUCCUAUAAUCGCUACAUAUGAAGGCGAAUUUGUAAAUCCUUUUUGUUUUCAAAAUCCUAAAGUUUUAGAAAUCUCAAUGAUUAGAGAGUCAAUUAUUGAAUACGAAGACGAUUAUGCAAUAGAGGAUAACAAUGCCGAUGAAGAUGAUGAAUACGCAAUAGAAGGUGAUAGGGAACAAGAAAUUUAUAAUCAAAGUCUGGAUCACUUAAAUAACGUAUUAAAUAAGACUAAAAACAUGCUUGAGCAAUCACGUAGCAAAUCUAAAGGUUAUUUGUGGUUACGAAAUGUUUAUCCAAACUUUAAAUCACUUGAAAAAAUGAUUGCUGAUAUUGAAACUCUUGAUAAUCGAUGUACAAUGCCAAGAACAUCAAAGGACUUUAAUCGCAAUACAUUAUAUUGGGAUUAA